This is a messenger RNA of Salvia miltiorrhiza (redroot sage), 960 nucleotides long. RefSeq names its product ras-related protein Rab2BV-like. Gene Ontology annotation, cellular component: endosome. The transcript is spliced from 3 exons. Gene Ontology annotation, molecular function: GTP binding; GTPase activity. Lineage: Eukaryota; Viridiplantae; Streptophyta; Magnoliopsida; Lamiales; Lamiaceae. Bases 191 to 841 code for a protein of 216 amino acids. The record is from RefSeq and is a predicted model, not a curated record.
GACCGUUUAAAUUCCUGUUAUAUCGCUUAUUCUGUUUAUCUCAACAGCAACACAAAACACCUUUUUCUUUUUCACUAAGCACCCCACUUCUCUCUCUCUCUCUCUCUCACUGACAAAUCAAGAAUAAUUUUUGUAAAUUGGCAAUGGUGUACUGUACAAAAUCGGUUGAUUAGUGGGGACGAAGAAAUCAAUGGCGUAUAAGGUAGAUCACGAGUAUGAUUACUUGUUCAAGAUCGUGUUGAUUGGAGAUUCAGGUGUUGGAAAAUCCAACAUUUUGUCAAGAUUUACAAGGAAUGAAUUCUGUUUAGAGUCCAAAUCCACAAUCGGCGUUGAAUUCGCGACGAGGACUCUCCAGGUGGAGGGGAAGACGGUGAAGGCGCAGAUAUGGGACACGGCGGGGCAGGAGCGGUACCGCGCGAUCACGAGCGCGUACUACCGCGGCGCGGUGGGGGCGCUGGUGGUGUACGACCUGACGAAGCGGCAGACAUUCGAGAACGUGCAGAGGUGGCUGAGGGAGUUGAGGGACCACGCCGACUCCAACAUCGUCAUCAUGCUCGCCGGGAACAAGUCUGACCUCAACCACCUGCGCGUGGUGGCGGAGCACGACGCGCAGCUCUUCGCCGAGAAGGAGGGCCUCUCCUUCCUCGAGACAUCCGCGUUGGAGGCCCACAACGUCGAGAAGGCGUUCCAGACCAUCUUGCUCGAUAUUUAUCAGAUCAUCAGCCGCAAGGCGCUGGCCGCGCAGGAGGCCGCCGCCCCGCUGCCCGGCCAGGGCACCACCAUUAAGGUCGGGGAGCCCAACAACUUCCAACAACCCAAAGCCUCCUGCUGCUCUACUUGACUAUUCAUUAUAUGUAAAAUUUUGUAUGAUUGUUUAUUGCAUUUGUGUAGCUCAAUAAUUAAGUUUUUUAGUUAUUUAACAAUUUUAAGUUUUACUAGCUUUUUUUCUCUGCUUUUCAA